AUGGUUGAAACAAGUGACAAAGCGUUACAAGACAAAGUUAAAAAUCUUCACAGACAACGUGGGAUGUUUAAAAAAUCAAUUACAGACUUUACAAAAAGAAUGGAUAGAAUCAAACUUAAUCAAGAUCGAUUUGAUCCAGACGAGUUUGAAGUAGUGCUCAAAACACUUCGAGAACGUUUUUAUGUUUUCGAGGAUAUACAAGAUCAAUUAGAAGAAAUUGAUGAAGAAACAGAAGCUCCAGAGAAGCUUACAAUUCAAAACUCGUAUUUUUCAGCUGUUGCUGAAGCAACAAAAUUGUUACGCAAUACUAGCAUUGCAAAUAAUACAAGUUCGACAAAUACAAAUAAUAACAUUAACACAAUGUUUCCAGUUCCACAAAUACAUAUUCCAAAGUUUGAUGGUACACAAGAUAAGUUUGACGCAUUUUUUAGUUUAUAUCACUUGACAAAUGUUCUUACAGGCAAGGCCUUAGAACUUAUAAAACAUUUAGAAAUUAAUGAUAAUAAUUAUGAUGCAGCAUUGUUAAUAUUAAAAAACAAAUAUGAAGAUAAACGUCUUUUGACUCACAGACAUUGGUCAAUAAUACGAGAUUAUCCAAAGUUGAAAAAAGAUACACCUGCAGCUCUUGGUGAGUUAGUAGAUACAUUUAGACAACGUAUUAAAGCAUUAGAAAAUUUACAAGUUAAACAUAAUGCAUGGGACAUAGCACUAGUUGAUUUUAUGUUAUUAAAAUUAAAUCAAGAUACAAUUUUUGCAUGGGAAAUGACUCAUAAUUCUCAUGAAAUACCAAAAUAUUCCGACUUGUUAGAAUUUUUGGAACAACGAGCAAGAUGUGCUAAUUUUGCUUUGAAAGAAGAAACAAAUACAAAUGAAAAUAAAAAGGGUGAAAAACCCCAAGUUAAAAAAGGUGGAAUAUCAUUGACAACAACUACUACACGUGUCUGUCCAAUAUGUUCCGAGACACACUCUGUAUAUAGUUGUGAGAUAUUCAAAAAGUUUACACAAGAAGAAAGAUAUAAGGCUGCAAUCAAGGCCUCAUUAUGCUUGAAUUGCCUGAAAAAAGGGCACGGGGUCAAAGAUUGCAAGUCAACAGGGUGUCGUACCUGCGACAAAAAACACCAUACAUUUUUGCAUCGGCCAACGACCAUUGAGUCUGACCAGGCCAACACAACAUCUGUUCCAGUAGCAGAUGUAAACAAACAAAUAUGACUACAGCAUAGUAGUAUACAUCCAGGACGACCUAUAGCAUUUGUAGUCAACUCAACAACAAGUGUAUUAGUCGUCUCAGCACUCAUCAAUGUAUUCAAUAUUGACGGAGAAAAAAUACAAUGUCGAUGUCUUCUUGAUACGUGCUCAACUGCAAAUUUUAUGACUGAAAGUAUGGCAAGUAAACUUAAAUUAAAUAAAAAGAAAUGUUCAAUCUCAAUUGGUGCAUUGAACACAGCUUCAACAAUUUCUAAACAUGUUGUAAGUACCACAAUUCAAUCUUGUCACACAAAAUAUGAAAGAACAUUAAGUUUUCUGACAGUUCCAAGAAUUUCGGAAAAUAUACCUGAUCAAAUAAUUAAUAA
Messenger RNA from Aphidius gifuensis, 1571 nucleotides. RefSeq lists its product as uncharacterized. The transcript has a single exon. Lineage: Eukaryota; Metazoa; Arthropoda; Insecta; Hymenoptera; Braconidae. The coding region runs from base 1 to 1209 and encodes 402 amino acids. The record is from RefSeq and is a predicted model, not a curated record. Gene Ontology annotation, molecular function: nucleic acid binding; zinc ion binding.